This is a messenger RNA of Suncus etruscus (white-toothed pygmy shrew), 2453 nucleotides long. It is a transcript of the gene NOC3L, whose product is annotated as NOC3 like DNA replication regulator. Gene Ontology annotation, cellular component: nucleolus. NCBI's taxonomy places the organism in Eukaryota, Metazoa, Chordata, Mammalia, Eulipotyphla, Soricidae. The transcript has 21 exons. The coding region runs from base 1 to 2397 and encodes 798 amino acids. Gene Ontology annotation, biological process: DNA replication initiation. Gene Ontology annotation, molecular function: chromatin binding. The record is from RefSeq and is a predicted model, not a curated record.
AUGAAGGCGAGAAGAAAUAAAAAACAGGUCCCAAGCUUCCGUAAGUUGCUAAAAACAAGUAAAGUCAAACUUGAAAACAAGCUAAAAAACAAGCAAUUUAAACAACAAAGUACUCUCAAGAAGUACCGGAAAGAACAGAGGAAAUUAAGGCAAGCUGUCAAAGAUGCUGUGUCUAAGAAACCAGUUCCAUUGGAGGACCCAAAGGAAAAAAAGCGAGGUAAAAGGAUCCAGUGGGAAGAAGAGGAGGAAGAGGAAGCCCUUCCAUUAGAUAUGAUGGAUGAAGAUGAUUUACAGUUAAUGAAGGAUUUAGGACAAAGAGCAUCUUUUCUAACAAGAGAUCUUUCUUUGAGUGAGCCUGUUCACGCCGAGAAACGAAAGCAUGAGCGUAUUAUAGAUAAAUAUGAAAAAAUACCAAGAACGCUGCAAACUGCGCCAGAGAAGGAAGUGAUUCAUUUGCUUCCAAUUAAAGACAAAAGUGGUAUAAUCCCACAGACCAGGGAGAAGCCAGUUAUUGACAAUCAAGAUGAAGAGGACAAAGAAGAGAUGGAACUUGAAGAAGAGAUCAUUGAAGAACCAAUCAGACAGCUGACAUUGGAAGAACAUUUAAUUGAAAGGAAGAAAAAACUACAGGAAAAGAAAAUGCAUAUUGCAGCUUUAGCAUCUGCCAUAUUAUCAGAUCCAGAAAAUAAUAUUAAAAAACUGAAAGAACUACGUGCCAUGGUCAUGGAACAAGAUCCUGAUGUGGCUGUUACUAUUCGAAAGCUGGCAGUCGUUUCUUUAAUGGAGUUAUUUAAAGACAUUACUCCCUCAUAUAAAAUACGACCCCUAACAGAAGCAGAAAAAUCUAUCAAGAUCCGUAAAGAGACUCAGAAGUUAAGAGAAUUUGAAGAAGGUUUGGUCAGCCAGUACAAGUUUUAUUUGGAGAAUCUGGAACAAAUGGUUAAAGACUGGAAGCAAAGGAAACUGAAGAAAAGUAAUGUGGUUUCCUUAAAGGCAUACAAAGGACUGGCAGAAGUGGCUGUGAAGAGCCUGUGCGAACUGUUGGUGGCAUUACCUCAUUUCAACUUUCACAACAACAUCAUUGUACUGAUUGUCCCUCUUAUGAAUGAUGUGUCAAAAUCGAUAUCUGAGAUGUGUUGUGAAGCAGUAAAGAAGCUCUUUAAACAAGAUAAAUUAGGUCAAGCUUCUCUUGGUGUAAUCAAAGUGAUUUCUGGUUUUGUGAAAGGCAGAAAUUAUGAUGUUAGGCCAGAGAUGCUCAAAACAUUCAUGUGUCUAAGAAUCAAGGAAAUAGAAUUGAAAAAAGAUACUGAGGACAUUAAUAAACCAAAAAAAUUUAUGACUUUCAAGGAAAAGAGAAAAACUCUAUCAAGAAUGCAGAGAAAGUGGAAGAAAGCAGAAGAGAAACUAGAGCGAGAGCUUCGGGAGGCAGAAGCUUCGGAGAGCACAGAGAAAAAACUUAAACUGCAUACAGAGACUUUGAAUAUUGUGUUUGUAACAUACUUCAGAAUACUGAAGAAAGCCCAGAGGUCACCUCUUCUGCCAGCAGUUCUAGAAGGUCUUGCCAAGUUUGCUCACCUUAUAAAUGUGGAGUUCUUCGAUGAUUUAUUAGUAGUUUUGCAUACUCUCAUUGAGUCUGGUGACCUAAGCUAUCAAGAAAGUCUUCACUGUGUCCAGACUGCUUUUCAUAUACUUUCUGGGCAAGGUGAUGUUCUGAAUAUCGAUCCAAUGAAAUUCUAUACACAUCUUUAUAAAACACUGUUCAAGUUACAUGCAGGUGCUAUCAAUGAUGGUGUUGAGAUUGUACUCCAGUGUCUUGAUGUCAUGCUAACUAAGCGCCGAAAGCAGGUUUCUUUGCAGCGAGCCCUUGCUUUCAUCAAGCGCCUCUGUACCCUUGCACUUCAUGUUCUUCCAAAUUCAAGCAUUGGCAUUUUAGCAACUAACAGGAUAUUGAUGCAUACUUUUCCAAAAACAGAUCUGUUGCUUGACAAUGAGUCACAGGGAAGUGGAGUUUUCCUCCCUGAACUGGAUGAACCUGAGUAUUGUAAUGCUCAGAAUUCUGCUCUGUGGGAAUUGCAUGCUCUCAGGAGACAUUACCAUCCUGUGGUGCAGAGGUUUGCCACUCAUCUCAUUGCUGGAGCCCCUUCAGAAGGCACUGAAGCACUUAAACCGGACUUGAGUCGAAGAUCAGCUGUAGAACUUUUUGAGACUUACAGUAUGGCAGCAAUGACAUUCAAUCCUCCUGUUGAGUCUUCAAACACCAAAAGGAAGGGUAAAAUUUUAGCAGGAGAUUCAUUAUUGAAUGAAGAUUUACACCAGCUAAUCCAAAGACAUUGCAAUGAAAUUGAUACUCAGCUUUCUCUGGAUUUUGCGAAAUAUUUGAAAACAUCUCUACAAUAGUAGAAUGAAGAAGUGGACUUUUAUGUAUAUUUGUGUGUUUGUACAGAAGAUAUACU